Saccostrea cuccullata (small rock oyster) is the source of this 789-nucleotide messenger RNA. RefSeq names its product complement C1q-like protein 4. The transcript is spliced from 2 exons. Gene Ontology annotation, molecular function: protein binding. The record is from RefSeq and is a predicted model, not a curated record. The coding region runs from base 1 to 789 and encodes 262 amino acids. Lineage: Eukaryota; Metazoa; Mollusca; Bivalvia; Ostreida; Ostreidae.
AUGAGAGUGUUUUUGGUCUUGAAUCUGCUCUUUUUCAUUUCCUGCAUCAAAUCUGAGGACCCAGAAAGCUCAGCAGGAAUAUCCAGCGAACCUUGGUCUGAUGAAAUCCGGGCUUUGCGAAUGGAGCUAACGGAAAUGCGAAAAGAAAUGUCAGACCUGAAAGAGAGAAUCAAGCAACUCGAAGACGAUUUAAAGAAAAAACCAGAAAAGUGCGAAUGUUCUCUAAGCGAGAUUACUGAAACUGAGUCAGAAGAAACUGUUCAAACUGAAAGAAAGGACCCGAAGAUACACAUCGGUUCCAUCAGAGACCUUCCGAAAGACAGCAAACCUCUUACAAGAAGAUUACUGAUUCAUCCAACAUCAAGUUCUUCAUCACCACCAAGAAUUGUACCAAAAAUAGCUUUCCACGCCGACACUCCAAAGGACCACUCCAACCUUGCUGCUCACCAUAACCUGAUCUUUGGCCACGCCAUCACCAACAUUGGAAAUAAAUACCAUCACUCCACAGGGGUUUUCACCCCUGAUGUUCCUGGCGUCUAUGUGUUCUACGUGCAACUAGUUAUGUGUGCUAAUGGGCAUAGUGUCAACACGGAACUAGUGGUAGAAGGAGUGAGGCGGACUGGACACUUCGUAUAUAGCAAGGAAUCGUGCGCCAAUGGAGGCGGAAUGACCAUCGUCCACGUAAAUGCAGGGGAUUCCGUUUGGGUUCGACUCUCGGCAUCAGAUGGGGUUAACGCGUUUGGGUGGGAGAGCAGCUUUUCUGGAUUUUUACUGUAUGAAGAUCAAUAA